Messenger RNA from Strongyloides ratti, 1755 nucleotides. RefSeq lists its product as hypothetical. The transcript has 3 exons. Bases 1 to 1755 code for a protein of 584 amino acids. The record is from RefSeq and is a predicted model, not a curated record. Lineage: Eukaryota; Metazoa; Nematoda; Chromadorea; Rhabditida; Strongyloididae.
AUGAUUGAGGAUGAAGGAGAAAAAAAAGAUGAUACUUCUAAAAAAGCUAAUGAAGCUAUAGAUAGACUUGCUGUAAAUUUAGCUGGAGCAUUUGUUAAAACAAUGUUUCCAGAAAUGGAGAGGACUUCUUCACAUAAAGGAUCAUCAUCUAUUGAUGAAGGAAUGACAGGACCAGAAAUACGUAGAGCUCCACCAUCUAGUAUGAGAGGUGGUUCUGCAAAUGAUCCUAUAUUAGAAGCUUAUAAAAAUAUUCAACAACAAUAUUCAUCCUCAUCAGCAGGAAAAGCUUUAGAAUCUUUAAAUAGUUUAAGUGGUUCAUUUCCAACAUCAUCUAGUAAUAUUGCUGAUAUGGCUGGAAGUAUACCAUCUGGAUUGUCUCCAGAAAUGGUUGCUAGUUUAAUGACCCCAAUAACAGAGAAUCUCUCUGCUGGUGUUGGUGGUGCAGCAGCAAUAAAUGCAUUACGUAAACAAAAAUAUUUACAAGAUCUUCAAAAACAUCAACAUGAGGUGAAUCAUUAUUCACAGGCACAAAUUGAAUAUUUAGAUGCUCAAAGAAAAUAUCAACAAGCUAUGGUAAAUCAACAGGCUGGUGCUGCAUUACUUAUGCAACAACAACAACAAGCAUUUUUAAAUAAAAUGAAAAAUAAGUAUGCUGGUGUUCCUACAGUUGAGGUUGAUCCUAAUGUAUCUCAAAGUCAAGCAGUAUCAUCUUUAAUUAAUAAUCCAUUUGAUGAAAAUAGAAAUGAUAAUCAUGUAGAGGAUACUCAAACAGGGGGAAAAGUUUUUGAUGAUGCCAGAGAUCCUGUAAGACAACAUGCUGCCAAAACAGCUGCUAGAGCUGCUUUUGCUGAAAAACAUGGUGAUGGAAAUAGGGAAAUGUUAGCUAAUAAUAAAAAUUUAAAAAAAAUUUUUAAACAAUUAUAUGGUAUUGAAAUACCUGAAAAUGGUGAUGUCAGUAGUUUAACAGAAAAAGAUAAAAGUACAUUAAGAGAAUUAAAAAAAUAUUUAGUUGAGAAAGGUGCUAUGAUAUCAUCAGACAAGGGUGUUUAUGAUUUAAUGAAAAAUCAUAGAAAAGAAGGUAUUGGAAAAAAGGAAAACAGUAGGGAAGAGGUUGUAGUUGAUUUAUUAAAAAAUGAAAAUGAUGAUGAGGAUGAGGAGAUGGAGGAGAAUGAUAAAAUAUGUGAUGCUUGUAUUCCAGUACAAUUAACAAAAAUUAAAGGACCAUGGACAGAAAUUUUUGGAAAUCCAUCAGUAAUAAAAAAAACAUUUUCAACUGUUUUAACAUUAAUGGAAAUGAAGUCACUUGAAAGUGGUAUUAUAACAUCAAAUUUAUCACCUAGAACAGCUACAUGUAUUGGUAUGGAAAUUGGUAAAACAUCAAAAUCAACAAAAAAAACAAAAAUUAAUAUGUUCUUUAGAGAUGAUGGUAAAAAUAGAAAUAUUCAUAAGAUGAAUGGGACAAUAAUUAUAGAAGAUAAUAUUAUAAAAAGUGAUAUGGAUAUAAUGGAAAAUAAUUAUUGUUUAAUUAAAGGUGGUGGUUUAACAUUAAGAAAUAAGUAUGAAUAUAUGAUUUUAGCUGAAACAUCAGGACCAAAUAAAUGUUCAACAUAUCAUAUAUUUACUAGAUCUGUUGAAACUUUUAAUACAAAAUUUUAUGAUGAAGUAUCUGAAUUUAUGAAGGAUAAAGUUUUGUUAAGUGGUGUUAGGCCUGUUGCACAGUUACCGGAGGCAGAGUUAUGCCAACUUUUAGAUUAA